This is a messenger RNA of Oreochromis aureus, 1283 nucleotides long. RefSeq lists its product as uncharacterized. The transcript has 6 exons. Gene Ontology annotation, molecular function: protein tyrosine kinase binding; MHC class II protein binding. Bases 29 to 883 code for a protein of 284 amino acids. NCBI's taxonomy places the organism in Eukaryota, Metazoa, Chordata, Actinopteri, Cichliformes, Cichlidae. Gene Ontology annotation, biological process: interleukin-15-mediated signaling pathway; T cell activation; positive regulation of ERK1 and ERK2 cascade. Gene Ontology annotation, cellular component: external side of plasma membrane; membrane raft. The record is from RefSeq and is a predicted model, not a curated record.
CAAGAAAGAAGUGAGACAGAGAAGCACGAUGGAUGAAUUCAGAUGGAUUCAAAUAUUUUUAUGUCUGAUGCUGAUGAUUCAGAUUGCAGUAGUAUCAGAAAAUGACACAUCCAUUUUUAUAAAAGUUGGAGAUGACAUCACUCUGCCUUGUCUAAAUGUGAUAGAUAAGCAGAAUGACUGUAAUGGUACCACUUGGGUCUUUGGUUCAAGAAACAAAACAGCAGCAGAGCUGAUCACACUUGGAGAGAUUGGUGAAAAAGCCGAAACUAAAUCAGACAGACUGAGUGUUACAGUGAACUGUUCUCUGGUUAUAAAGAACGUCACAGUUGAGGAUGUUGGUUUUUAUUACUGUAUACAAUACAAAUCAGAAGAAGCACAUGUUCAGGAUGCUCGGGAACGUGAGGCACUGGUUGUUCUCUCUGUCAUUACUGUAACUGAACAUGAGGACACAGAUCAGGUCGUUUUAACCUGCUCUGUGUCGACAUCUGAUGAGUGUCAUCACACAGUGAAGUGGCGCAUUAAGGGUCAAUAUGUGGACAAAGGUAACAAACAAACAGUGACUGCACAAACUGACUGCUCCACCACUCUGUCCUUUCUGGAGUCUGGCAAUAUUUACCCAUCAAGAUAUAACAUAGUGUGUGAAGUAAUGGAUACUGAUACAGGAAAAGUGCAGCAGUACACCUUCAAGCAUCAGCUCUUGGCAGUUGAGGAAACAGAUUUUUCUGUAUCUUCAAGGUUCAUUAUUGUCUCUGUGGGCUUAGCAGCACUUUCAAUAGCUGCUGUGACAGUCAACACAUGGACAAGAACUAAAGGGAACAAAACACAGAUGGAUAAAGUUGCCGUGCAUUUUAAUAAAGAAGAGGAUUAUGAUUCAAUAAAAUAAUAAGCAUCCGAAUCUCUGCUGUUUCUAUCAGAUUGUGCUGAUCAACAUCAACUCAACAGAAAAACUACUGUUAUAUUAUCAGUAUCAUCUCAGCUUUAUAGGUCACACCCUUAACCCUAUAAUGCCAUUUGUAUCAUAUUUGCUACAUGAGUUUCUGAGACUGCUAUCUCAUCAACACGAUCAAUACGUGCCAUAAUUUCAAAAUGUAAUAAACAAACCUCUGUUUUUUGUCUAAAAUUAACAUCGUUGUUAAGAAAAAGUUGCCAAAAAUGUAUCAAAUGUGACGCAAAAAAUAUAUAAUAAAUAUGUCAUAAAACUAUAUCAUAAAAAACAUGAUAUAGCAAAAAAAAUGUGGAUUUUGUUAUAAGGGUUAAUAAACAUCUCAGUUCCAAAAACUCAG